Triticum aestivum (bread wheat) is the source of this 1887-nucleotide messenger RNA. Its product is annotated as APETALA2-like protein 2. Gene Ontology annotation, biological process: regulation of DNA-templated transcription. Bases 238 to 1590 code for a protein of 450 amino acids. The record is from RefSeq and is a predicted model, not a curated record. The transcript has 10 exons. Lineage: Eukaryota; Viridiplantae; Streptophyta; Magnoliopsida; Poales; Poaceae. Gene Ontology annotation, molecular function: DNA-binding transcription factor activity; DNA binding.
GUCCUCCAGUCCUCAUCCCCCCGCCCCAUGGCCACCACCACCACCGCCUCCUCCCCCUCCCCCUACCACUACUUCUACUCCCCCCGCCUCGCCCUCGCAGCCCGCGGCCGCCGCGCUCCCAUGCCAUAGACGCGACCCCACUCAUCGGUCGAGGUCGGUCGCUCCGAGGCGAGCGGCGGCGGGAGAGGCGGUGGGUCAAGCGAGUUUCGGAGGCGCCCGGCGGGCCUCGGAUCGGAGAUGGUGCUGGAUCUCAAUGUCGAGUCGCCGGCGGACUCCGGCACGUCCAGCUCGUCCGUGCUCAACUCCGCGGACGCCGGCGGCGGCGGCGGCUUCAGGUUCGGCCUGCUCGGGAGCCCCGAUGAUGACGACUGCUCCGGCGAGCCGGCGCCGGUCGGGUCCGGGUUCGUGACGAGGCAGCUCUUCCCCGCGUCGCCGCCCGGUCACGCGGGCGCGCCCGGGAUGAUGACGGGGCAGCUGGCACCGGCGCCGCCGAUGGCCCCCGUGUGGCAGCCGCGGCGCGCCGAGGAGCUCGUGAUGGCGCAGCGGGUGGCGCCCGCGAAGAAGACGCGGCGGGGGCCGAGGUCGCGGAGCUCGCAGUACAGGGGCGUCACCUUCUACCGCAGGACCGGCCGGUGGGAGUCGCACAUCUGGGACUGCGGGAAGCAGGUCUACUUAGGUGGUUUCGACACUGCGCACGCGGCCGCAAGGGCCUACGAUCGCGCGGCGAUCAAGUUCCGGGGGCUGGAGGCCGACAUCAACUUCAAUCUGAGCGAUUAUGAGGAGGAUUUGAAGCAGAUGAGGAACUGGACCAAGGAGGAGUUCGUGCACAUCCUCCGCCGCCAGAGCACGGGGUUCGCCAGGGGGAGCUCCAAGUACCGCGGCGUCACGCUCCACAAGUGCGGCCGCUGGGAGGCAAGGAUGGGCCAGCUGCUCGGCAAGAAGUACAUAUAUCUUGGCCUCUUUGACAGCGAAGUUGAAGCUGCAAGGGCGUACGACAGGGCGGCGAUUCGCUUCAAUGGGAGGGAAGCUGUGACUAACUUUGAGAGCAGCUCCUACAAUGGGGAUGCUCCACCCGACGCCGAAAAUGAGGCAAUUGUUGAUGCUGAUGCUCUUGACUUGGAUCUACGGAUGUCGCAACCUACCGCGCACGAUCCCAAGCGGGACAACAUCAUCGCCGGCCUUCAGUUAACUUUUGAUUCCCCUGAAUCGUCAACCACAAUGCUCUCUUCUCAGCCAAUGAGCUCAUCUUCUUCCCAGUGGCCUGUGCAUCAACAUGGCACGGCAGUAGCACCUCAGCAGCACCAGCGUUUGUACCCAUCUGCUUGUCAUGGCUUCUACCCGAACGUACAGGUGCAGGUGCAGGUGCAGGAGAGGCCCAUGGAGCCAAGGCCCCCUGAGCCGCCGUCGUGCUUCCCCAGCUGGGGGUGGCAAGCGCAAGCCAUGCCGCCGGGCUCCUCCCACUCGCCGUUGCUUUACGCUGCAGCAUCAUCAGGAUUCUCUACCGCCGCCGGCGCGCACCCCGCCCCGCCGCCGCCGCCGUCGUACCCGGAUCACCACCGGUUCUACUUCCCCCGCCCGCCGGACAACUAGCUCUCUCUCUCUCUCUCUCUGCUUGCUCGGCCAUGGACGGUGGCCGACGAGCUUGUGUGUGUUGGAGGUGCUCCCGCCUCGUCGGUAACAGUUGUUGUGAAUUAAUCGGAGAGAGACACACGUUGCCAGGCCAUGUGUGAGUGUGACUGGCUGAGGCUGGUUUCUCUCCGCGUCGGCGUCGCCAUGAUCAGGAUCACGGGCAUCAUGGCUGCUCGUUAUUAGAUUCUCAUGUAUCCAUUGCUCACGUUUUCCAAACAGUUGAAAAAACUUGGAAAUUGUUGAUGGCAAGUUCAUGCA